Molecule: messenger RNA, 1369 nt
Organism: Coccomyxa subellipsoidea C-169
Lineage: Eukaryota; Viridiplantae; Chlorophyta; Trebouxiophyceae; Coccomyxaceae
Exons: 8
Coding region: 124-954 (276 amino acids)
Source: RefSeq, a predicted model, not a curated record
GAAAGUCCAGCCGAAAAAAUGGAGCCAUGACAUGUCAUAACGAAGAGGAUCACACUUGUGGCUGAUGCCUACUACGUGGGUUACAAAGAGGGCACUGAUCAGCCCACGGACAAGGGUGCUGUCAUGAGGAUACUAUUUGUGGGCAACAGCUUUAUACACUACAACGGUGGAGCAGAAAAGGUGGUGGCCAAAUUGCUGGAGGAGCACUUGGGAGCAAAGGUCUAUGCCAGAAGAUACGCUCCAGGUGGCUACACAUGGCCGCAGCACCUGGCGGACACAAAGGACCCCUCAAGUUCCCUUUACAAGCUGCUGGGACCAGGCGGCACCAAGCCUUGGGAUUACAUCAUAUUCCAGGAGCAAAGUCAAGCGCCUGCACUGGGAGGGAAGGACACACUGGAAAGCUACGAGGCGCUGUCGGGGCUGGUGCAAUUUGCCAAGGAGCGCAAUGCACACACUGUGCUGCUGAUGACUUGGGGCUACUUGGAAGGCGACAGGCGGGCACACCCAGCAAUCUUUCCAGACUACCAUGCCAUGCAGGAAAGACUAGCAAAUGGCUAUCUGUCACUGGCAGCAAGGAUACAUGAGGAGCACAACAUUUCAUCGUCCAUCGCCCCAGCAGGACUUGCUUGGCAGCACAUUCAUACACUGCAGCACGGAAGAAAUGCUGUAAAGCUGCCAGCAGGGAAGGACACCUUUUUUGCCAUGUAUGCAAAAGACGGCAUACACCCCAGUCCCUUUGGAACAUAUCUGGAGGCCUGCAUCGUGGCAAACACCAUUACAGGCUGCAGGUCCUUGGGCCUUACAGCCAAUCCUUUGGAGCUGGAUGGAGACUGGCUAGUAUUCCUACAAGGUGUCGCUGAUGAGGUGGUUUUUCAAGACAGGGGUGAUGUAUUCCCGCCAUAUCCUUGGACUCAUGAGGGCUGCCAACAGAGAUUGGGCACCCUGACUGGCUGAGCGAUGAGGUCACCCUUUGAGGCACGAUGCAAAACACAUGUGCCGCAACUUUGUAAGUGUUUAUGUUGUCGUAUGAUUAUAUUCACUGAAUGUCUGCCCUUAGUUGAAUACGUUCUGGUUAUGCCUGUGUGUCAUGACAGAAACCAGGCACUUGCAAUAUGCAGGAUAAGGUCCUUGAACAGUCAGACUAUAUUUUAGCCCAUCAUGGUGAAGUGGGGUGUAUAGUAAUUUGAUCCUGUACUGUAGCAUGCGUGAACCCUCAUAUAUAUUCAAUUGGACCGUACAUUUAGCUAUGGACAUUUAGCGGAAUUGGAUAUCCAUGUUGAACUCAAUUAUUGCCACCAAAGCAAUUAUUUAAAAUAUCCCGGGACUCCCAGUCACUUGGAGUGACUAAAAUGUAACUGCUCUCAGGUCC